UACUCACGACUCAAAAUCGAAUCUCAUUUACAUCAUUUGCUCUAAUUUAUGAUGUUAAAUAACUUAAUUGAUUAAGUUUAUGAUCUAUAUCCAUAUCUCGAAAUCGAAUCCCGUCUAGAAUUUACAUCAUUUAUUAUACAACUCUCUUUACUUUUGUUAACCUAUACUAUUGUUUAUCACUAUUCUUUUGCCAACCCUAGUAACAACUUUACAAAAAAAUUAAACAACAAUCCCUAACUUCCUUUGACCAUUCUUUUACUGAUCCAAAACAUGAUCUUUACUUUUUUUUCACCCUUUGCCUCCUUUUUAUAUGAUGACUAUCUCAUUCAAAUUUCUCUUUUCUUUUCCCUUUUUCCCUCCUCUAAUCUUUCCCUUUUUUUUCUUCUUCUGCAUGUUCCCAUUCCUUUUGCUUGAAUUUCAACACCAAAAGCCAAAAUUAAACUAAUUACCCUUCUCACUCUCUCUCUCUCUUCAUUUUCUCUCUCUACUGAAAUGAAGUUCACUCCUUCCUCUGCUUCGUCUUCUUCAUCUUCUUCUUUCAAUGAAAACUUGUGUAAAAGUAAAGGCAAUGUCUUUGGGUGUUUUUCAGCUGUUUUGAGCAGAAUUCUCUGUUCUAAAAGCCUACCAACUCACCCUUCUGAUCCAAUUGAGACUGAUAUCAACCAGCAUUUCUCGAAGAUUGAUAAAAUUGGUGUAGAUGGUUCUGCAACCCCUAAUGUAGUAGCAAGGCUAAUGGGUUUGGAUUCUAUGCCGGAAAUGAGCUCUAAUUUAUCCCAGAUUUUUCCGGUUCCGAUUCCGAUUACAAGGAGCAAAUCAAUGGAUUCAGAUGAUUUCAGAGAGAAAACAGAGGAGAUGCAGCACAGGAGAGUCAAGACUUCUGUUUCAUUUAGGGAGACACCGGAUUUUUUUGAGCUCGAAGACGGCGAUUUCUUUGUUCUCAACUUUGAAAAAAGAGGCAAAAAUCAGAUCAAUGGAUCCAAUUUUGGGUAUUCUGAAGUGGGUAUUAAAGGGAAUACACGUAGGAGGAGGAGGAGAGAUAAAUGUGGGAGAAAACAGAGGAGAAACAGAGAUGAACAGAGCAAAGACAGAGUAUUUUCAAAUGAAGAGAGGCUUACUUUGAAAUUAUCACCUCAAAAUCCUCCAAAAAUUGAUGCCUUUUUUGAUGCUCAAAAGCAAAGUUAUCAUCUUUCUCCAAUUAAAGAUAAUAUUAGUCGCAAAAAGGAAGAAUUGGAUGGAAUUAAAGCAAGAAGAAAGAAAAAGAAAGAGAUUUUUUCGAGUACAGAUGAAGCAGAAUGUGAUUCAGAUAAUUCUAGCCCAGUUUCUGUUCUUGAUCAUAUUACCGACUUCAUCAUCAGUGAUCCUGAAGUUACAACAUCAGAAGAUGCAAGAUUGGAAGGGUGUGAGUCAGUGAGCAGAAAUUGCACAACAUCUCAAAGUAAUGAAAACUGUAAAAGGGAAACAGAUGGAAAUGGAGAGAGAAAUGUUGGGUUAAAAAGAAGAGAUUACAAAAUACAUGAAAAUGCAGAAAUGUUGAGGAGAAUAUGCAGAAUGGCUGAGUCUGAAGUACAUAAUUCAAAUUGGAAAUACAGGAGAUUGUUGAAGGCUGAUGAGUUGGAAGAUACUGCAUUAGAUUUUAGUCAAAGGAUUUUUGACCAGUUGGUUACUGAGUUGAUAGAUCAACUUGUUGGACUUGAAUGCCAACAAAUUUGAUUUUAAAUUUUUGUUAGGUGGGUGGAGUAGAAGGGAGAAAUCUUUGUUGUACUAGGUACGAGACUCUGAUGUGGGGAGCACGAUCCCUUUCAUUAUCGUGUAUAUAAAUAUAUCAUAGAAGUGGUUAAUUGGUUAUAGUAACACUGAAGAAAGAAAAAUGAAUUUAAUUGGUAUUUGGUUGUAGUCUUGUAGAGUAGUACUCCGUAACUUUUAAUAAUUUGACUAGGUCGAUGUGAUUUCAAUUUUGAAUUUUAA
Molecule: messenger RNA, 1965 nt
Organism: Spinacia oleracea (spinach)
Lineage: Eukaryota; Viridiplantae; Streptophyta; Magnoliopsida; Caryophyllales; Amaranthaceae
Exons: 2
Coding region: 493-1710 (405 amino acids)
Source: RefSeq, a predicted model, not a curated record